Molecule: messenger RNA, 223 nt
Organism: Sphaeroforma arctica JP610
Lineage: Eukaryota; Ichthyosporea; Ichthyophonida
Exons: 1
Source: RefSeq, a predicted model, not a curated record
AUUCGUAAACGAAGAGAUGAAGGUGCACCCUAGCAGUCCUUCGGCCAGUGAGGGCAGUCUUAUACCCGUGAAGAACCGUGCACGUGCGAAUAUUAUUGCUGACAUAGCGCAAACAGCUCCGCAAGUGCAGCCGCCAGCCCGAGCGAAAGCUCCUUCGCCCGCUGAUUUCCCCAGUAACUAUAGCAUGAUGAUGUAAAUAAACCAAUAGUUGAUAUUUAUUGAC